AUGGGUGCCGAGCAAUCAGCCCCGCGGUCCGGCGGACAGGCCUCUGCUGCCGUACUAGAGCGCAAGACAUGCUAUUAUGAGGUUCUGGGGGUAGAUCGCCAGGCUGCCGAUACCGAGAUUCGAAAGGCAUACAAAAAGAAGGCCCUCGAGCUGCAUCCUGACCGCAACUUCAAUGAUGAAGAGAAUGCGACCAGGAAGUUCGCCGAAGUACAGACGGCCUACGAGAUCCUGUCGGAUCCUCAGGAACGCGCCUGGUACGAUUCCCAUCGUGAGGCCAUCCUCACAGGCCAGACAGAUGUCUCUGGCGCUGAGCCAUCUGGCCAUGAUGGAACUAGCUACACCUCCGCAACAGCCAUCUUUACGCUGAUGGGCCGAUUCAACUCGAGUGUGCACAUGAACGACAGCCCUAACGGUUUUUUUGGUAUUCUUAACUCGUUUUUUGACCAACUCGCGGCCGAAGAAACCGCAGCGGCAGAUUGGGAAGGCAUCGUGCCCGUAGAAUAUCCAGCUUUUGGCCGGGCCGGCGACGACUACGAUUCCGUCGCGAAGCCAUUCUACAAGAUCUGGUCAGGCUUCUCUACCAAAAAGACGUUCAGCUGGAAGGACAAAUAUCGCCUUAGCGAUGCCCCUGACCGUAGAGUCCGUAGACUCAUGGAAAAGGAAAACCGCAAAUUUCGUGAAGAGGGCAUCCGCGAAUUCAAUGAUGCCGUCUUGUCCCUCGUGUCGUUUGUCAGGAAACGUGACCCCCGUUAUAUUCCAAACACGCAAUCCGAGUCUGAACGGCAACAGAUCCUACGGAAUUCCGCCGCUGCCCAGGCGGCCCGAUCACGAGCCGCCAAUCAAGAGAAGCUGGCCGAGUACGUGGUGCCUGACUGGGCUCAGGCGCGGGAUGAUGAAGAGCAGCCGCUUAGCGAGUUUUCUCUCACUUCUGAGGAGGAGUCUGAAGUUGAGGUCCUGGAAUGCGUUGUCUGCAACAAGACAUUCAAGAGUGAAAAGCAAUUGGAGGCGCACGAGAAAAGCAAGAAACACGUCAAAGCCGUUCAGCAACUGCAAAGGCAGAUGAAAAAGGAAAACGCCGAUUUCCACCUGGGUGUAGAGAGUCCUGCUAUUUCGACGCCCUCACCUCAGCCGCAAAUUCCCCGAAAGACCAAUUUGGACGGUAGUGAUGAUACCGCAAAAUCCCCCUUGGGCGUUUUAGGUGGCAAUUCACAAAGUCACGAGGACAUCUACCAAAGCGCAGAAACGCGAGAGGAUCAGGGCCGAAGUGCAGCGGAUGACUCGAGUACGGAAGAUGACGAGUAUGCACCUCGAUCAACAGUCGAAAAUCGAUUCACUGCUGGAACUGCCUUUAGAGAACCACGGCCCGACAGUCUGGCCACUACUGAAGGCGUCGACUCUCUGACUGACAACAUUCUCGGCCUGGAAGUUGGUGGGACGGAGUCUGGCGGUGCUGGUAAGAAGUUGGGUAAAGCGAAACUAAAACGCGAGAAGAAGGCUGCGCGGCAAGCCGCUGAAGCAGGUGAACAAGGCACUCACCUUUGCGCCUUCUGCAAAGAAACCUUCUCAUCUCGGACUAAGUUAUUCGCGCACAUCAAGGAACAAAAUCAUGCGGCCCCUGCACCUCAAUCCACAAAGGGUGAUAGAAAAGCGAGACGGUAG
Molecule: messenger RNA, 1659 nt
Organism: Neurospora tetrasperma FGSC 2508
Lineage: Eukaryota; Fungi; Ascomycota; Sordariomycetes; Sordariales; Sordariaceae
Exons: 3
Coding region: 1-1659 (552 amino acids)
Cellular component (GO): cytoplasm
Molecular function (GO): nucleic acid binding; zinc ion binding
Source: RefSeq, a predicted model, not a curated record